This is a messenger RNA of Podospora anserina S mat+, 1995 nucleotides long. RefSeq lists its product as uncharacterized. The coding region runs from base 1 to 1995 and encodes 664 amino acids. The transcript has 3 exons. The record is from RefSeq and is a predicted model, not a curated record. NCBI's taxonomy places the organism in Eukaryota, Fungi, Ascomycota, Sordariomycetes, Sordariales, Podosporaceae.
AUGGAAGCUGCUGGACUUGCCGUCGGCAUUGCCACCCUAUACUCAACAUGUCGAGAUUGUUACAACUUUUUCACCACUUCCAUUCUGAAAGCCUGGGGCUUCCAUUGGCGCAUUCAGGAUGGAGGCGACACUCAGCAACCUGGUCAGACCAGACAGAACCAAACCAAGCUUCACAACUACCUAUUGAAGAACCGCUUCAAAGCCGAGGGCGUCUUCAACAUCUUCUCUGCCCUUGCCGACACACUGUCAAACCAAGAGGAACUUGUCAGAGGAUAUGGAAUCCAGUUUCGGUCAACGCAAGCAAUUCAGGAUGGAUCCCAGUUGGCCAGCAAUGUCCAGUUAGCCAUUCAGGACACGACAAUCGAGGACAUCAAGCCUGUGAUCACUGAGUUUAAGCAACGUCUUUCGAAACUCAACAAGUUUAAGUGGGCUCUGAGAGAUAAGGAUGACUUCAGAAAACUCAUUUCCGACUUGAAAUCCCACAGCGAAUCCCUCUACCGCCUUUGCCCGGAAAACGCCUUUGAGUCGAUGAAUGUCUACUUUACCAUGGAUUGUUUGGCUGUCCAGGAGUCACCGGCAGUGCUGAAGUGGAUUUCAAGAAUCGCAACUGAGCAUGCAGAGAUCGACAAGGGCUCUUCGGUGCGGCCGGACUACGAACUGCUGGCUUCAGCGGCUACAUUGAAGGCAUCUGUAAACGAAAACAGGGACAAUGUACAGACAGAUGACGGCAAGCUCACCACUAUCGGCGAGGAGGAACCCGAGAUGAAGUAUUUGGGGAAGGGUCUUGCUCUGUUUGAAGGUGAAGUUGUCUAUGUGGAAAUGCGAGACUAUCGCGGACCGCCACUAGACCUCACACCAGAACAGAAACGGAAGAUCAAGCGCCGUCGGACUCGAGCGCGACUGUUGGUUGAAGGCAAAGACGUCAGCAGCGACGAAGAAGACGAUGGCGAGCCGAUAAAACCCGUCAGACCGGCUGAUCCCAGACUUCGGAUUCUGAUUCGAAACUUUUUCAACACAUUUUGGUGCAAGAAUACAAUGAAAAGUGUUUAUGGGCUUAACAUUGCUGGCAUGAUUGAUCAUACGGAAGGGGACCAUGAAGGCCAUUGCAGCAUCCUCUAUAGGCUCCCGAGCACGAUAGGCAUUCACGAUCGGCAGCGGCCAGCGGAGAACCUGAAGCUUCGUGCACCUGUUCGAAUAAAAUCCCUUCUUGGGACCAGGAAAAUGGAUGGCAUCCGGUCAACACUGGGUUCGUGUUUUGAGCUUGCCAGAAGUCUUGUGCGUGCCGUCUGCAUGCUUCACUCAAGCGGGUGGCUACACAAGAACAUACGUGCAGAGUCUGUCAUGUUCUUUCCGAAACAUGUGAGCACGCUCCAAGAGGACCGCUAUGAAAUCAAACUUGAAAUAGAUGUUUCGAAGCCCAUCCUGAUGGCUAUAUUUUUUCACGGCCAGACGACAUCAAGCAUGAAAUGCGCAAACCCUCCUCUCAAAAGGACCAACUUAGAAAGCCCCCAGAUUCAGAGGAAAGCAUGGAAGGGUAUUCCCCGGCCAGCUAGUAUAUAUGGCCGCGAUAUACUGAACAAGACCAAAGAACCGGAACAAACAAAAGAUCUAAACAUUGCUGGCUUUACACUCGACUAUUAUCAGCACCCGGCAAAGCACGCAGAUCCGCAGCGGCGGUAUCGCCAUGCAUAUGGCGUGUACUCUCUUGGUAUACUGCUUCUCAAAGUUGGGUUCUGGGAGGAGUUGAAGAACUAUGAGGACUUCCGCUCUGGUUAUAACAAGAUUCCCGAUUACGACAAAGAGGAUCAUUAUGAACCACGCAGGUGGAUCUGUCGAGAGUACUUGAAUCGUCCUAGGUGGGCAUGUGGGGAUUUUUAUGCCGACGUUGUGCUCAGUUGUCUCAUGGUGGAUAGUAGCGAUGAUGAAGUAGCGAAGGAGAGCAAGCAGGAGCUUUGUGCGAGACUAGUUGCGGACUUGGAGAACUGUCAAGCCUAA